GAGUACGGCCAUUUACUGGAGAUAUACAACUUCAGUAGAGAGAUAACGACUGCUGAUCUCAUGAUGGCAUUCAAUAAGUUUCAUUCUCAGGGAUUUGAUAUCAAAUGGGUGGACGAUACACACGCCAUUGCCAUUUUUAAUAGCUCAACCACCGCCACAACUGCCUUGACGAGUUUCCAUCAUCCGAUCAUAAAACUGAGGUGCAUAGAUCAGGCAACUCGACAAACGAAAGUUAAAAUCAGCAAAUGUAGUGACUUCCUCCUACCAUACAAGGAGAGGCCUGUGACGGUGACGCACGUGGUGAGGAAUUUGGUUGCCGGAGCUCUGGGCAUUAGGACGAAUGUUUCGAAGGAAAAAAGAGAGGAAGAGAAGAAGAAGAUUCAAGAAGCCAGAGAAAAAAGGAAGGCAGAUUUGAAGAGCAGGAAGGACGCGUGGGAAGGCAAUCUAUAA
Molecule: messenger RNA, 450 nt
Organism: Helobdella robusta
Lineage: Eukaryota; Metazoa; Annelida; Clitellata; Rhynchobdellida; Glossiphoniidae
Exons: 5
Molecular function (GO): nucleic acid binding
Source: RefSeq, a predicted model, not a curated record